Cimex lectularius (bed bug) is the source of this 3230-nucleotide messenger RNA. It is a transcript of the gene smid, whose product is annotated as nuclear valosin-containing protein-like. The coding region runs from base 246 to 2837 and encodes 863 amino acids. Lineage: Eukaryota; Metazoa; Arthropoda; Insecta; Hemiptera; Cimicidae. Gene Ontology annotation, molecular function: ATP binding; ATP hydrolysis activity; preribosome binding. Gene Ontology annotation, biological process: ribosome biogenesis. The transcript has 16 exons. Gene Ontology annotation, cellular component: nucleus. The record is from RefSeq and is a predicted model, not a curated record.
ACACAUUCGAAAGUAGACAUCGAUGGUAUCGGGAUAUUUUAUAAAUGGUUAUAAGUUUCUUAGGAUAAAGCUUCAAGUAAACGUGGGCCUCAGUUUACACUUCACUUUUACUAUAUAUUUCUCCUGAGAACAGUCCUGUUUUUAAUUUGUGUUGAUUAGAAGACAUCCUGGAUCCAAAAAGGACACAAAACACCGGGUUUUGGGAUGCGGACUGCGCAAAACUAUUUUUGACAAACAUCCCGAGGAUGUCAACGACGCCGAAGCGAUAUAGUAAAAAACCCGCUGCCCCUUAUUUCAGUGACAUACAACUUUUCCGUCGUGUUGACAAGUACCUGGAGGGUAAAGACAAUGACAUUAUCCAAGACGCUAUCAACAAAGAGGCCAUGGUCUCCCACCUUAGGAACAUGUACAAAGAGUAUUCGAGGAGGAACAGAUCGGCGUUUAGAGCUACAGCUUUAAAAGCUUUUGACAUUAUAAAGCGGACGAUAAUGGAAGCCAAGUCGUAUGAAAAUGAGUACGAAACUGGACUUAGGCCAUUUGAAGAUGAUGACGACACAGAAUUAAUUGACACAAUGUCUAGUACACCGAAUUCGACUCAGAACCAUGGUUACAUGAACUCCAUUCAAGCGAUGGUCAAUAGAAGUGGUCAGGCAAAAGGGUCUAGAAGUGACGCGCAGGAGUUGAUAAACAUCAGCAGCGAUGAAGAUGAGCCGAAAAAAUCAAGGCACGUAAGCCCCGAUAAAUUCGAUGAUGACUCCAAGUCAGUAGACAGAUCGGCUUCUGGUUGCAAACAUUCGAUGCCACCGACAAAAAAACGAAAAUCGUAUAUGUCCAUGCAUCUUCAGCCUAUGAAGAAAAGGAGAGAGAUCAUCCCAGACAUAAUACCUGAUCUAAAUUACCAAGAUUUUGGAGGCUACCCUAAAGUUUUAGAAACUGUGAACAACUUAGUUCUUCAUUUUUACCAGUAUGAAAUUUUCUCUGUGCUUGGUGUAUCACCACCAAGGGGUUUUCUUCUUCAUGGCCCUCCUGGAUGUGGAAAAACCUAUUUAUCGCAAUGCAUUGCCGGUGAGUUAAGUUUGCCUUUGAUUAGUGUGGCCGGUCCAGAACUAGUCGGAGGCAUGUCUGGAGAAUCGGAGCAAAGAAUUAGAGAUCUUUUUGCGAGGGCGAGAGAUCAAGUACCGUGUGUCCUCUUCAUUGAUGAAAUUGAUGCAAUUUGCCAAUCAAGAGAAAAUGCAAAGAAAGAAAUGGAGAAAAGGAUUGUUUCACAGCUAAUCGCUUCAUUCGAUGAACUAAAUGAAUGCGAUGAAGGCAACGAGCUGAUUGUGAUAGGAGCGACAAACAGGUUGGAAGUGAUAGAUCCAGCGUUGCGUAGAGCUGGACGGUUCGAUAAAGAGGUAUGCCUUGGAAUACCAGGGAGGGAUGCAAGAGAGGGCAUACUCCAAGUCUUAUGUUCUAAAGUCAAAUUUAGCCAAGAGAUCUCAAUACCGAAGAUUGCGGAGUUGACCCCUGGUUAUGUCGCAGCAGAUUUAAAAGCCCUUAUUCGAGAAGCAGCUGUGAUCACUGUUAGAAGAUUUAUGUCGAACAUACCAAUGAAAAAAACUUUACCUGUUAAUGGGGUUAACAACUUAGAAGAAACUAAGGCGAAAGAUGAAGAGACUAAAAAAGACAGUAAAGAUGGUGAAGAGAACACCUCUAGUUCAAAAAAGGCUAGUUCCAAGGAACAGUCACCUGAAGAUGACAUCUGUGAAAUAAUUGAAGAGAUACCAGGAUCGGACUGUCCUCAACCGAGGUUUUACAAUAGAUUAAGAAUGGUGAAGAGCCUCCUCUCCCAAGACUUGGAAGAUCUUUGUAUAGGGAUGGAUGAUAUUACUGCUGCGAUCAAAACUGUUCAACCUUCAGCAAAGAGAGAAGGCUUCGCCACUGUGCCAGAUGUCACUUGGGAUGACAUUGGCUCCCUUCAGGAUAUCAGGAAUGAACUCAAAAUGUCAAUUAUGAUGCCUGUAAAAUAUCCAACAGAGUUUUCAAAAAUGGGAAUUGAGACCCCUUCUGGUAUAUUGUUGUGUGGCCCACCUGGUUGUGGGAAAACACUUUUAGCUAAAGCAGUUGCAAACGAGGCGAAUAUUAAUUUCAUUUCUGUCAAAGGACCAGAGCUUCUAAAUAUGUAUGUUGGGGAGAGUGAAAGAGCAGUACGUCAGUGUUUCCAGAGGGCGAAAAAUUCUCAACCUUGUGUUAUAUUCUUCGAUGAAAUUGAUGCCCUUUGCCCUAAAAGAUCGGAUUCUACUGAGGGAAGUGUCAGUUCAAGGAUGGUUAACCAAGUAUUGACUGAAAUGGAUGGGGUCGAAGGUCGUGAAGGUGUGUUUUUAAUGGCGGCUACAAACAGGCCAGACAUGGUUGACCCUGCUGUCCUUAGGCCUGGUCGUUUUGACAAGAUUCUUUAUGUAGGUCUUCCUUUAGGUGUAGAUCGUGUUGAAAUACUUAAAGCCAUUACAAAGAACGGCACAAAACCACCAUUGUCAAAUGAUGUCUCCCUCGAAGAAAUCGGGAGCAGCGGUAGUUGUGAAGGAUACUCAGGAGCAGAUCUAGCAGCUUUAGUGAAAGAAGCCUCACUCUUGGCCCUUACAGAAUACAUUAACGUCCUUGAGGGGCCUCAAGAAGAAAUGGUACCUGUAGAAGCUGAGGAAUUGAUAGUUCAUGCUAAACAUUUUACAAAAGCAAUAAGUAAAAUAAGACCUUCAGUUACGCCCAAGGACCAAAAGAGAUAUGAGUCACUUAAAAUUUUAUAUGGCCAACCUGGUAGAUCGGUUGAUCCUGAUACUGAAAUGGAUAUCGAAAACUAGUCCUAGUGAUGAUAAGGGAUUGCAAUUUGUUUAUUCAUUUAUUAAGCGGAACCAGAUUACAACUUACUUUCAUCGACAAACUUGCAUUAACAGUGACGUUGCUUGUUUGAGAAUCUAUUUGUUUGUACUGUUCAAAUAUCUCUUGAUCCAAAGAAUCUUCUUGGAGGCGUGAAUCCGAUCUGUGGUGUAAUACUAACUGUGACGUUGUUGACAUUUUUGAUUUUAUUUUUAUUUUUUUAAGAGUAAAUUUUGAAAUAAAGGAGCCAAUUUUUUUUUUAAUAAUGUAUUUUAUUUUUUUACACCUGUCAAAUUGAGAUCAUAGUUUAGUCUUGAAAUUGUUGUCAUGAAUGUAUUUUUUAGACUUAAAAUAAAACUGAUAAUUUCUUGUUUCAA